Messenger RNA from Entamoeba invadens IP1, 4953 nucleotides. RefSeq names its product DNA-directed RNA polymerase II subunit RPB1, putative. The coding region runs from base 1 to 4953 and encodes 1650 amino acids. Gene Ontology annotation, biological process: DNA-templated transcription. Lineage: Eukaryota; Evosea; Mastigamoebida; Endamoebidae. The transcript has a single exon. Gene Ontology annotation, molecular function: DNA binding. Gene Ontology annotation, cellular component: RNA polymerase II, core complex. The record is from RefSeq and is a predicted model, not a curated record.
AUGGAGGCGAUAGGGAUGGAAACAAAACGCGUCCAACAGAUCAAAUUUACUUUAAUGUCGACGGAAGACAUCAAGAAAAUGGCAGUGUUGGAGGUAGUGAAAGCGGAAGAAGUUGAUGAUGGGAAACCAGUUGAGGGAGGAUUGAGUGAUCCUCGAAUGGGGCCAUUUGAUAAAGGCGAUGAAUGUAAGACGUGUCGAUGCACCCGUAGUGAUUGUCCUGGGCAUUUUGGAUACAUUCAAUUAUAUGCGCCCGUGUAUAAUCCCGUCUAUGUGAAGUACAUUCUUAAAGUCCUGAAGUGUGUUUGUCCAAGUUGUCAUCGACUGUACUGCCAUGACGACGAACGACUCAAUUCACUCAAAUCCAAAGGAGAAGAACGGUUGAAGGAUGUCUAUGAUAUUAUUGAUAAAGACUAUAUCCAAUGCGGGAAGAGGAAAGAUAAGAAAGGGGCGGAGAAGCAACAACAACACGAGGAAGAGGAUCGCAUCUGUCAUUCGGCGAAAGUCGAUUACGAGCUCCCGAAGUCGAAGUUAGAAAACAAAUUGGAGAUCCGGUACAAAGGCUCGAAAGCAGAAGAGAGCAAAUUCAUGCCAAGAGAUGCUUUGAAUAUAUUGAAGGAGAUGACUGACGAGGAUGUGAAGAUAUUAGGGUUCGACCCAAAAUAUUCCCAUCCGAAGUUCAUGGUGUUUGAAGUCUUUCCCGUUGCGCCACCGGCGGUACGACCCCAAGCUGUCUCUGAUAAAGGGAGUCGGAAUAACAAAGAUGACUUAACUGUGAUGUACGAGAACAUUAUACGAGCGAAUGAAGAGCUUAAAAACGAGCAGUCGAAGGUCAGUGGUAUUAAUAGAUAUGACGAAAUCUUCAAGGAAGUCCAGACGAUCUGUGCGAAGGUGUGUUUGAAGAACGUCAAGGAUUUGCCUGAUAAUCCGUCGAAGAAGAAGUACAAAAGCAUUGAAGACCGACUGUCUGGGAAACAAGGAAGAAUGCGACUGAACUUGAUGGGGAAGCGUGUUGACUUUUCUGCGAGAACAGUCAUUUCCCCGGACCCUAACUUGUCUAUGGAUGAGGUUGGAGUGCCCACGGGGAUUGCAAAGAUAUUAACAUUUCCAGAAGUGGUCACGCGAUAUAACAUGGACAAAUUACAAUCACUAGUGAAUGCUGGAAUGAACAGCUACCCUGGUGCUUUCAUGUUACAACGGAAGAAUGGAGAGACAUUUCGGUUGAAUGGGGGGGAUAAGAUAUUGAACAUUGGAGAUGUGGUCCACCGCUUUUUGAUGGAUGGGGAUUACGUCAUUUUCAAUCGACAGCCGUCACUGCAUCGUAUGUCUAUGAUGGGGCACCGAGCAAGGGUACUGCCGUUCUCGACGUUCAGAAUGAACUUGUGCGACACGACGCCGUAUAAUGCGGAUUUUGAUGGUGAUGAAAUGAAUUUGCACAUUCCACAGACGCUUGAAGCGCGUGCGGAGAUAUCUGUGUUGAUGAUGACUCCGACCCAGAUUAUUACACCUGAGAAGAACUGCCCGAUUAUGGGUAUUGUCCAAGAUACACAAUGUGGGAGUUAUAUUAUUACGAAGAGACAGACGUUCAUCGAGAAGUUGAUUUUUUACAACAUCUUGCAAUGGUUGGACAAGCUGAAUGUGACUGUUCCGAUACCAGCGAUCCUCAAACCAAAACCGUUAUGGACGGGGAAACAAGUCUUCACGUUGAUUCUGCCACCGAUCAAUUAUGAAAAUGGCGAUUACUCGAUAGGAACACUUUUAAAGAAGGGGCCGUGCUAUGACGACUCGAAGGUGUACAUACACAAAGGCAUUUUAGUCACGGGGUACCUCUGCAAUUCGUCAGGGUUUGGGAAGAAUCAAAGUGGGAUUGUCCACUCGAUCUACAAAGAUGUUGGGAUGGAAGCGACGAAGAUCUUUUUCAAUCAGACGCAAGCAACGGUGAACAGUUGGAUGUUGACGAGAGGGUUUACUGUUGGUCUCGGGGACAUUGUAGUGAAACAAGACGUCCAUGAUCGGAUUCGAGAAGCGGUGAAGAAGUCGAUUCAGAACUCUGAGAAGUACUUAGACCACAAACAUGAUGAUGAGAUUGAACCUGUUGCUGGACAAACGAUGUUCCAGAAUUUGGAGACGAAGUUGAGUCUGUUGUUGUCGAAUGUGAAGACGGAGUGUGAUAAGAUCACGAAAGACGCGUUGAAGAAGGACAACAAUUUACUGCAAAUGGUCGACUCGGGGUCGAAAGGAAGUAAUUCGAACAUCUCGCAGAUGGUCGCCUUUGUCGGGAAACAAGAAAUUAACAAUCAGCGUAUCCCCUUUGGGUUCUACAAGCGAACGUUACCACACUACUGGAAGGAGGACUACGGCUUUGUCACGCGUGGCUUCUGUGAGAACAGUUUUGUGAUGGGUCUUUCGCCACAAGAAGUCUUCUUCCAUGCUAUGGCAGGCCGACAGGGUAUUAUUGAUACAGCUAUUAAGACAUCAGAGACGGGGUAUAUUCAAAGAAGACUUGUCAAGAGUAUGGAGGAUGUCCAAUGUAAGUACGACAGAACCGUUCGCCGAACGACGGGAGAUAUGGUGGAGUUUAUGUAUGGGUCUGACGGCGUUGAUGCGUUGAUGUGCGAGUCACAAAAGUUCCCUUAUUGUCUUGAUGUGAAUAAGAUGAAUGACGCGAGUAAGACUGUGGAGCAGGUAGACGAGCAGAAUAUGAAGAAGUUGUACCAGUGGGAUUUCAGUGACCCGAAUCUUAAGAACAUAGUCAGCGAAGAUGUUUACAUGGUACUCUUAAGUGACGAAUGCCUCGAGGCGACAAGGAAAGAGUAUGACAAUGUGUUAAAUGAGCGCGCUGAAUUGUAUGCGGCAUCGCGACAGAUGAUCGGAGUGAAGCCGGAGGAUGUCCAUGUGGUAGUCCACUUUGAUAGACAGAUCUCAAAUGUGAUUGCGACGUCGUUCAAUCCGUUUGAUAAAGGCGUUGAUUUAGAUCCGAAGUAUGUCAUUGAACAGGAAAACAAUUUGGUGAAGCGCUUGGCGGAAGUUGGCGUGUCGAAGACGCCGGAUGCCGAAGACAAAGAACGUGCGAUUGAUGCUUUGCGCCCAUUCUCGUAUCUGAUGCAUGCCAAAUUAAGCUCAAAACAGUGCAUUUUGGGGUAUCGGAUGUGUAAAGCUGCGUUUGACGACUUAAUGAAGCGGAUGGAGAACAUCUAUUUACACUCGCGAGUGAAUCCUGGAGAGAUGAUUGGGUCUAUUGCUGCGCAAAGUAUUGGAGCGCCGGCGACACAAAUGACGUUGAACACAUUCCAUCACGCUGGUACUUCUGAAGCGACGGUCACGGAAGGUGUCCCACGUCUGAAAGAACUUUUGAAUAUGUCGAAGAUGCCUAAAACGCCAUCGAUGACGGUGUGGUUGACUGUUGAUCCUGAUGAGAAGAAGAGUGUGUUAGAUAAAGAAUUGAACACGAAGAUACCAUUUACAUUGUUAAAGGAUCUUGUCGAGAAGGUAGAGAUUUGGUUUGAUCCGAAUUUGAGGGAGUCGGUGGUGGAAGAAGAUCGAGAGUUUCUUGCCGAGUAUGCGGAGAUUUCUGACAUCAAUCAAGAGAAGUACAGCAAGUGGACGAUUCGUAUGUUGUUGGGGUACAAUAAAAUAGUUGCGAUGGGGAUUGAUGUUGAUAACGACAACUUGAAGAAGAGAGUCUCCGACAAGUUUCCGAGCUGUUUGGUCAUUCAGUCGGACUCCAAUCACGUAGUCGACGGGAGUGUGAAGAUUGUAUUGUACAUCCGAUUCCCGGACUCGGACGUUGCGCGGUGCGAUUCGAUAGAGAACUUGACACGGGCACUUUCAUCGGAUAGAGAGCCUGUUGCGUUCCAUAAGAAGAUGAUUGACCAGAUCUUGAAUGAUGUGCAGAUCUCAGGUGUUGUUGGGAUAUCGAAGAUCAUUAUACGAGAUAAGCCGACGCCGUUCUUAGUGAUUGAUCCCGAGACGAAGUUGUUACAUGAGAAGAAACAGUGGGUGAUCUUUACUGAAGGGUCGAAUAUGGUGGGAUUGACGCAAUUUGAAGAAGUUGAUUUCACAAAGACGGUGACGAAUAAUGUGUAUGAAGUGUAUCAGUUCUUGGGGAUUGAAGCUGGUCGGAUUCAAUUAGCGUCGGAAUUCAUCAAGUGUUUGUCUGGGUCGUAUGUGAAUUAUAGACACUUGGGCCUCCUUGCGGAUGUCAUGACACACACGGGAAGAGUCGAGCCGGUCAAUCGAAUGGGGUUGUCCCGUUCACAUGCUGGUGUUAUUACACGAGCAUCGUUUGAACAGACGUUAGAGCAAUUCCGACGUGCUGCGGCGUUUGGGGAGUCUGAUAUGUUGAAUGGAGUGUCACAGAAUGUAUUAAUGGGACAACGGACUAUCGUAGGGACUGGUGCGUUCACUGUCUUAAUUGAUGUUGAGAAGUUACAACGCCUGAAUGUUGAUGCCGAAGUCUUAGAUGAUUCGGAAGAGAGUGAAGACGUGAAGGCGUGGGAUGGACUUAUGAUGUCUCCUAUUAAACAGAAAGCGUCUGUCCAAUUCUCACCAAGUCGUUCACAAUUGCCAAAUAAGACUCAAAUGGGUUAUCAAAGUCCAAUUUAUAACACUCAGAUGGGUCAAGGCUUUAAAACAUCCCCACGGCCUAUGGUAACACCAGCUAUGCCCGUCCAAACUAAUACUUCGUCGUUCAAUAAAUUCGCAUCCCCGUCACUCGGUGGCGCGUCUCCUUAUAUCAUUCAAAACGCUUCACCUAUUCUCUUUGGAGCAGCUCAAGCUUCCCCACUCUUUAGAAGCGGUCCGUCUCCAUAUCAAAUGUCAAGCCCUCAAAACUUCGCUUCACCUAACUUUGCGUCCCCUCAACUGUCAAGACCUACCCCUCCAUUCACACAAUUCAGUCCACCUAACGAUGACAAAAGUGAGUGUUUCGUGUCUAUUGUUGUACUGUUCGGUUGA